Messenger RNA from Cordyceps militaris CM01, 13368 nucleotides. RefSeq names its product non-ribosomal peptide synthase, putative. NCBI's taxonomy places the organism in Eukaryota, Fungi, Ascomycota, Sordariomycetes, Hypocreales, Cordycipitaceae. Gene Ontology annotation, biological process: amino acid activation for nonribosomal peptide biosynthetic process; secondary metabolite biosynthetic process. The transcript has a single exon. Bases 1 to 13368 code for a protein of 4455 amino acids. The record is from RefSeq and is a predicted model, not a curated record. Gene Ontology annotation, molecular function: phosphopantetheine binding; catalytic activity. Gene Ontology annotation, cellular component: cytoplasm.
AUGAAUCCCUCAGAGGCCCCCCACGACAUAUCCGCCUCGGAUCUGGAACGCAUCUGGCGCUGGAACGCAACCGUGCCCUCACCCGUGAACCGCUGCGUGCACGACAUGAUCGCAGAGGUCACGGCCCGGCAGCCCGCCGCCGAGGCCAUUUGCUCCUGGGACGGCAGCAUGACCUAUGCAGAGCUCGACGCCUACUCGACGCGGCUGGCCCACCACCUCGUCGGCCUCGGGGUAGCCGCCGGCACAAUCGUGCUCUUGUGCUUUGAGAAGAGCAUGUGGACGCCCGUCGCGAUGCUGGCCGUCAUGAAGGCCGGCGGCGCCUCGGUCGCCGUCGACCUCGUGCAGCCCGAGGACCGGCUGCGCGUCAUCGUCGAGCAGGUCGCGCCCGUGCUGAUCCUCUCCUCGGCCGCGCAGCAGCUCGUCGCCCACAAGCUGCUGAGCUCCAUGCCGGCGGGCGCGUCCGUCGUCGUCGUCGAUGGGGACCGGGUGGCCGCGCUGCCCACCGCCGCAACCAGCGACGUGCUGCCCGCCGUCGACCCCAGCAGCCUCCUCUACAUCGUCUUCACGUCCGGCAGCACGGGACGGCCCAAGGGCGUGUCCAUCCGCCACUCAAACCUCUGCAGCGCGGUCCGGUACCAGCAGACGGCGCACGGCUUCCGGCCCGACUCGCGCGUCUACGACUUUGCCUCGUACGCGUUCGACGUCGCAUGGAUGAACGUGCUGCACGCGCUGACCGCGGGCGCCGUCCUCUGCAUCCCGUCUGAGGAGGACCGCCGCGACAACUUUUCAGAGUCCAUUGUCCGCCUGCGCGUCACGUACGCCGAGAUGACGCCGACCAUGGCCUACGUCCUGUCCCCCAAGACGGCCGAGACGCUGCGGACGAUUGUGCUGGGCGGCGAAAAGGCCCACGCCGACGCGCUGGACCGCUUCCCGCAAGGCGUGGAGCUCAUGAAUACGUACGGGCCGUCCGAGUGCACGCCCACGUCGACCAUCUCCACCAUUGACCGCAGCGUGCCCUUUUCGGGCAGCAUCGGCACCGGGUACGGCGUCAACACGUGGGUCGUGUCGCCGGCGGACCACACCGCGCUGGUGCCGAUCGGCACGGUCGGCGAGCUGGUGAUUGAGGGCCCGCUGGUCGGCGCGGGGUACAUUGGCGACCCGGAGAAGACGGCCGCCGUCUUCAUCAACGACCCACCGUGGCUGGUCCGCGGCGCGCCGGGCCAUGAGGGCCGCACCGGCCGCGUCUACAAGACGGGUGACCUAGUGCGGUACAGCCAGGAGGGCGAGAUCAUCUUUGUUGGGCGGCAGGAUACGCAGAUCAAAGUCAACGGUCAGCGGACGGAGCUAGGCGAGAUUGAGCACAUUGUCAAGGAGUGCCUCGUCAAGACGGCGGGCGAGUCCAGAGCCAUUGUCGAGCACAUUAUCCCCACCGGCUCCAAGCGACCCGUCCUCGUGGCUUUUUUGGAUCUCGACGCCAUGCCGGACGGAGACGCCUACUUUGCCGACUUGAAAGCCAAGGGCGCCGUCCUCGAGCAGAAUCUCAUCCGCGCUCUGCCCGCCUACAUGACCAUCUUCGCCUUUAUCCCCAUCCACGGCUUCCCUCUGACCGUGUCCGGCAAGCUCGAUCGGCGCAGCCUGCGCGCUAAAGCCGAGUCGUUCAACCUGGAGCAGCUCACCGCCCUGAACCCCUGCCGCAAGGAGAAGCGCGCGUGUACGACGGAGACGGAGAUGACUAUCCAGCACCUGUGGGCGUCAAUUUUAGACAUCAGCCCGUCGAGCAUCGGCGUCGACGACAGCUUCUUGCGGGUUGGCGGCGACUCCAUCACCGUCAUGAAAUUUGUCAGCCUGGCGCGCGAAAAGGGCCUGCAUUUGACUGUAGCAGAGAUUCUCAAGAAGCCACGCCUGGGAGACCUCGCGGCGGGCGUCGGUGAAAAUAGCGACCAGGACGAGACGGUGCAGCCAUUCUCCCUACUACAGCCAAGUCUCAGCGCCGAGGACAUCCGCUUCUACACGUCCAAGAUUUGCGGCGUCGCGCCCGAGACGAUCCAGGACGUGUUUCCCUGCACGCCGCUGCAGGAGGGCCUGCUGGCGCUGACAGCCAAGCGCGCGGGCGAGUACAUCGCCACCGAGGUGUUUGCGCUGCUGCCCGAGAUUGACGCCGGCCGCUUCCGGACCGCAUGGAACACGUUUGUGGCGCAGACGCCGAUCCUGCGCACCCGCAUAAUUGACAUUCCCGGGCAGGGCAUCGUGCAGGUGGUUCUCAACGAGGGCGACGUGCUCGCCCGCGGCGACGACGCGCAGAGCCUCGCCGACUAUGUGGCACAGCACGAAAAGGUACACAUGGAGCUCGGCACGCCGCUUCUGCAUGCCCGGCUGGUUGAGCAGGCCGGCGGCAAUCACCUCGUGUGGACAAUCCACCACGCCCUCUUUGACGGUUGGUCGAUUCCGCUCAUGCUGCGCCUGCUCGAGACCAUCUACCACGGCGGCAGUAGCGAGGUCCCGCCGCCGCCGUUUCAAGACUUCGUCAAGCACAUUGUUAAGAGUGAUACGGACAAGAUGAAGUCCUUUUGGGACGGUCAGCUACGGGGCCUCGAAGCCCGGCCGUUCCCUGCGCUCCCCGCGCCCGACUAUGAGCCGCGCCCGACGGAUGUGUUGAACCACCAGAUGACAGACGUGCAGUGGCCGCAGGCCGGCGUGACGCCAACAAUGGCGCUCCGGGCCGCGUGGGCGCUCGUUAUUUCACAGUACACGAGCUGCAAUGACGUCUUGUACGGCGCCACGGUGGCGGGACGGCAUGCACCGGUAAACGGUGUGGAAGCCAUGAUUGCGCCCACGAUUGCGACGGUGCCUCUGCGAAUUCGGCUAGACUAUGCCACGAGUGUUAGCCAGUUUUUAAAUAGUGUGCAAAAGCAGGCGGUCGACAUGAUUGACUAUGAACAGGCCGGCCUGCUCAAGAUAAGCCGCGUCAGCGCCGACGCCCGAAUAGCCUGUCAGUUUCAGACAUUGCUCGUCGUGCAGCCUAGCCAGGCCGACUCGGCGACUCCCUCCACUGUGUUCGCGCCCGGCACCGACGAGGAGGAAAACAGUCCCGACUCGGGGUUCCUCGGCGCCUUUGACACCUACGCCCUCAACCUCAUCUGCCACCUUGCGCCCAACGGCGUCUGGCUUCAAGUCAACUACGACCCGGCCGUCUUCUCGCGCGACCGGACGGCACGCAUGGUCACGCAGAUAGAGCACGUGCUGCGGCAGCUAUGUGUCCCGGCCAACCUGGACAGCUCGCUCGCCGAUGCCAUGACGAUGAGCGAGACGGACCUGGCGGAUAUUUGGACGUGGAAUGCGCAGGUCCCGGAAGCGGUGAAUCGGUGUGUGCAUGAGCUGAUCGGGGAGACGACGCGGAAGCAGCCGGAUGCCGAGGCCAUCCAUGCGUGGGACGGAAAGCUGACCUAUAAGCAGCUGGAUGUCUGGUCGAGUACCUUGGCGGCUUACCUUACCAGCCAAGGCGUUGGGAUAGGUUCCAUCGUCCCCCUCUGUUUUGAGAAAUCGAUGUGGACGCCGGUUACUAUGCUCGCCGUCAUGAAGGCGGGCGCUGCCUCUGUUGCCAUGGACCCUGAGCAGCCCGAGCAGCGAUUGCAAGCCAUUGUCCAGCAAGUCCAGCCCAAGCUGCUGCUAUCCUCGACCAAGUACCAGGAUCUUGCCAAUACACUGGCCGCUUCCAGUGCUAUACAAGUCGUUGCUAUAGACCAGAUAUGGCUGGCCGCCCAAACACUCCCGUCCGAAAGCCUCGCCCUCGCCGCCGUCAACCCCAGCAGCCCGCUCUUCAUCCUCUUCACCUCGGGCACGACGGGCCUUCCUAAGGGCGUCGUCGUGACGCACGCCAACUUCAGCACAGCUAUCCGCCACCAAGCGGACUUUUUCGGAUACAACAGCCCGCAGGCGCGCGUGUACGACUUUUCUUCAUACGCCUUUGACGCGGCUUGGCUCAACCUGCUCUUCGCGCUGGCCGGCGGUGCGUGUCUGUGCGUCCCGUCGCAGGACGAGCGGCGGGAUGACCUGGAGGCGUCCAUGGCGCGGUUCAACGUCACGCACGUUGACAUGACGCCGACCGCGGCCAGCCUGCUCACCUCUGCGGCAACGGCACGGCUGCACACGCUGACGCUCGGCGGUGAGCGGCUGCUGCCGGCGGAUGCCCGGCGAUGGUCCCAGACCGUCAAGCAUGUCAACAACAUGUACGGCCCGAGUGAAUGCACAGCCACGGCGACGAUUUUGCGCGUGACGCCGGACAUGGUGCCCGAUAGCAUCGGACACGGCGUCGGUGUGUGCACGUGGAUUGUCGACCCGCAGGACUCGUCGGUGCUCGUUCCAGUCGGAUGCGCCGGCGAGCUUCUUCUCGAAGGCCCUCUGGUCGGCCCUGGCUACCUCGGCCAGCCGGAGAAGACGGCCGCGGCCUUUAUCGAGGACCCGCCCUGGCUGGUGCGCGGCGGCCGCCGCGGCCGGCUGUACAAGACGGGAGACCUGGUCCGCUACCACGCCGACGGCAGCCUCAUCUUCCUGGGCCGCAAGGACACGCAGGUCAAGUUCAACGGCCAGCGACUCGAGCUGCAGGGCAUCGAGCACGUCCUCCAAAAUUGCCUGGCAGGUGUCGGCGGCGGCAGCCGCGCCGUAGUCGAGGUCGUCACCCCGUCGCAGGGCAAAAAGGCGGUGCUAGUCGCAGUCUUAGAUAUCGGCGUCGGGGACAAGGAUGCGUUCUUCGCGGCCAUGCACGCGCGGCAGGCGGAGAUGGAGGAGAGGUUGCUGCAGUCGCUGCCGACCAACAUCAUAAUAAGCGCCUUUAUCCCACGCAACGGGUUCCCGCUGACGACGGCGGGCAAGAUUGAUCGACGCGUUCUGCGCGCGGAAGCGGAAGCGUACACGUUGGAGCAGCUGACGGCGCUCAAUCCAUACUACACAGUACAAGAAAAGAGGCUGCCAACAACGGACGCCGAGAAGACGUUGCAGGAGCUGUGGGCUUCGACCCUGGGCAUUAGUCCAGACACGAUUGGUGCCGACGAUAGCUUCUUGCGCAUCGGUGGUGACUCGGUCAGCGCCAUGCGCGUGGUCGGACUCGCACGCCAAAAGGGUGUCUACCUGACCGUGGCCGAGAUUCUGAAGCGGCCUCGGUUGAGCGAUCUGGCAACCGUCGUUGGUACGCUGAUUGAACCUAGCCAACAGGCGAUUGCGCCUUUUGCCCUGGUCCGAUCUGGUGCCGCCGCGCAGCAGACUCGACUGGACGCCGCCAAGCUGUGCGCAGUCAGCCCGGAGCAGAUCCAGGACGUGUUCCCCUGCACGCCAUUACAAGAGGGCUUGCUCGCGUUGACGGCACGACGCGCUGGCGACUAUGUCGCGCAAGAAGUCUUUCAAGUGCGUCGCGAGAUUGACAUCCCUCGCUUCCAGGCGGCAUGGCAGACCUGGGUGGCCAGCACGCCGAUUCUCCGGACGCGCAUCGUUGAUCUGCCCGGCCAGGGACUCGUGCAGGUCGUCGUCGAUGAAGCCUAUCCGUGGCCCGCGACAGCCGUCACCACCUCGUCGCAGGACCUCGACUACCACAUGCGCAUGGACAGCAAGCACUCUAUGGGCCUCGGUGUGCCUCUGAUGCGCUUCCGCCUCGUCCGGCAAAGCGACGACCGCCACUUUCUCAUCUGGACCCUCCACCACGCCCUCUACGACGGCUGGUCCAUGUCCAUUAUGCUGAGCACGCUGGAAAGUACGUACAACGGCAUCACGCUCCCGCCUGCGCCCCCCUACCAGGCCUUUGUGCAGCACGUCAAAAGCGUUAGCCGCGAGCAGGUGGCCCAGUUCUGGCGCCAGCAGCUGCAGGACCUCGAGGCUCAGAGCUUUCCCGUGCUCCCGUCGCCGACCUACCAGCCCGACGCAAGCCGGUCCCUCGUCCGUGCCAUCAGUGGCCUGUCGUGGCCAAAGACAGACGUCACCCCGACCGUGGUGCUCCGCGCCGCCCUCGCCGUCAUCACGGCCCAGUACACCGGCCUGCGCGACAUCAUCCUCGGCACUACCGUCGCCGGGCGCCACGUUCCCGUGCCCGGCGUGGAGCGCAUCGUGGGCCCGACCAUUGCCACCGUACCACUACGCGUACAGCUCGACUACACGCGGAGCGCCGCGCACCUACUGACCAGCAUGCAGGCGCAAAUGGCCGCCAUGAUUGAGUACGAGCAGGCCGGGUUGCUGCAAAUCAGCCAAAUCAGCCCCGAGGCCAAGGCCGCGUGCCAGUUCCAGACUCUGCUUGUGGUACAGCCCGACGAGGAGACGCAGACGGCGGCCGGCUUGUUCGCGGCGGAUACGGAAGAGGAGGAGGAGGCCAGCACGGAGCAGGGUUUGGCUGGCGCGUUUGACACGUACGCUGUCAACAUGAUUUGCCAGCUCAAGCAGGGCGGCGUGCGACUGCAGGUCAACUAUGAUACGAAUAUCGUGGCGCCGGCGCAGAUGGACAAGAUGAUCGCGCAGAUGGAGUUUAUGCUGCGCCAGUUUUGCAACGCGGACCUCGACGCCAAGCUGGCGGAUUUUAUCACCCUCCACACGGCCGACUUGGCGGACGUCUGGACCUGGAACGCGAGUGUGCCUGAGACGGCAAACCACUGCGUCCAGGAUCUCAUCGCCGCCUCUGUCGCCCAGCACCCCCACGACGUGGCCGUGUGCGCCUGGGACGGGCAGCUGACCUACUCCCAACUUGAUACAUGGUCGACCCGUCUGGCGCAUCACCUGGUGACGCUCAACGUCACCGACUUCGUCCCGCUGUGCUUUGAAAAGUCCGUGUGGACGCCCGUCGCGAUGCUAGCCGUCAUCAAGGCCGGCGCGGCCGCCGUGGCCAUGGACCCGGCACAGCCAGAGGAGCGACUGAAGACGAUUGUGCAGCAGGUCAAAGCGACGCUGGUGCUGUCCUCCGCGAACCAGCAAGACAUUGUGGGCAGGCUAGUGGCUUCUUCCGUCGCCAGCGCCGUCAUCGUAAGCGAGGCGGUGCUGGCGCAGCUCCCGCUGCCCGACCCGGCGGCCACGUUGCCGGCUGUGAAGCCGGACGAUGCGCUGUACGUCGUGUUUACGUCCGGCAGCACCGGCAACCCCAAAGGCGUCGUCGUCACGCAUGCCAACAUCAGCAGCGCCAUCCGGCACCAGCAGCAAGCGCUCGGUUUCAGCCAAUCGUCGCGCGUCUACGACUUUGCCUCGUACACCUUUGAUCUCGUCUGGUGCAAUCUCCUGCAAGGCCUCGCCGCCGGCGGCACGCUCUGCAUCCCCAGCGACCAGACGCGACGCACCAACCCGCUGCAAGGCAUCGGCGCGCUCUCCGCCAACGUCUCGCUGCUCACGCCCUCGACCAUUCGCGCCCUCGACACCACCAGCCUCGCCAGCCUCGACACCCUCCAUCUCAUCGGCGAGUCCUUUCGACAGAGCGAUAUUGCUAGCAUUCCCCCCACGACGGCCGUUUACAACAUGUACGGCCCAAGCGAGUGCACGACGUUUGCAACACUACACCGCGGCGGCCCGGAAAAGGUCAUUGGCAGGGGUGUUGGGCUGAACACAUGGGUGGCCGAGGUGGCCGACCACAACAUCUUGACCCCCGUCGGCGGCGUCGGCGAGCUGCUCCUCGAGGGCCCGCUUGUGACGCGCGGCUACCUGGAUGAGCCUGAGAAAACGGCCCAAGUCUUCAUCGAGGACCCGGCGUGGCUGCUGAGGGGCGGACCGGGCCCGGAUCAGGCCGGUCGCCGCGGCCGCCUCUACAAGACGGGCGACUUAGUGCGAUACCAGCAAGACGGCAGCCUAGUCUUUAUCGGCCGCAAGGACAACCAGGUCAAGGUCAAUGGCCAGCGCCUCGAGCUCGGUGAGGUCGAGCAUGUCGUUCAAACGUGCCUCCCAAGCAACACGACUGCCAGCGUCGUCGUUGAACUUGUCACCCCCUCCCAGGGCGUCAAGCCCAUCCUGGUCGCCUUUUUGAACCUCUCCUCCGCGGCCCUCCAGCCCAUCGUUGCUGAACUCACGGACCGCCUCGCCGAGAAGCUGCCCGCCUACAUGACACCGUCUGCGUUCCUCCCCGUCCAAGGGUUCCCGCUCACCGCGAGCGGCAAGCUCGACCGCCGUAGCCUGCGCACCGAGGGCGAGGCCCUCACGCUGGAGCAGCUAACGGCCAGCGCGGGUUCGCGGGAGAAGCACGCGCCGCAGACUGACGCGGAGCGGCAAAUGCAGAGUCUGUGGGCCGCGGUGCUCAAUAUUAGCUCGGAGAGUAUCGGCAGAGAGGACAGCUUCCUGCGUAUUGGUGGUGACUCCAUCAGCGUCAUGAAGCUCGUCGAGGCCGCGCGCCAUCAGGACCUAGUUCUCACCGUGGCUGACGUCUUCAAGAGCCCGCGGCUGAGCGAUCUAGCCGCCGGCAUUGGCGCGCGCGGCCACGUCCAGGUGCAAGACGUCGCGCCAUUCUCGCUCCUGCCACCCGACAUCACCCCCGACGAGGCGCGCGCCCAGGCGGCUGCGCUCUGCUCCGCCGUCGUCGCCGCCGAAAAUGUACAGGACGUCUUCCCGUGCACACCCCUGCAACAAGGUCUGCUGGCGCUCACGGCGAAGCGCGCGGGCGACUACAUCGGUCAGGAAAUCUUUACGCUGCACCAGAGCAUUGACCUCACCCGGUUCAGGGCAGCGUGGGACGGUUUGGUGGCCGCCACGCCUAUUCUGCGAACGCGUAUUGUUGACUUACCUGGACAAGGCAUCGUGCAGGUCGUGGUCCAAGAACAACCGGCGUGGCCUACGGAGGGCGAGGAUGCGGGCAGCCUGGAAGCUUCUGCCAGUAUCGAUCGACGACAGCCCAUGGGCCUGGGCACGCCACUGACACGAUUCCGAGUCGUGCGCGAGGCUGGCCACCAUCACCUCGUGUGGACCAUCCACCAUACCCUGUACGAUGGCUGGUCGCUGCUGUCGAUGCUCAACAUCCUCGAGAAGCUGUACAACGGCGAGACCAUCCCUUCACCGGUGCCAUUCCAGGGCUUCGUCGCUCACAUGAUCAACAACGACGCCGCGCAGGCCACCACCUUUUGGGGGCGUGAAAUGCAAGGCCUGGAGGUGCCCUGCUUCCCCGCGCUGCCCAACUUGCGUUACCAGCCCAGCGCCAGCCAGUCCACCACCCGACACAUUACCGGCCUGCGCUGGCCGCGCGUCGACGUGACGCCCUCCAUUGCCCUCCGCGCCGCCUGGGCCCUCGUCGCCGCGCAAUACACCAGCGUCGACGACGUCGUUUUUGGUGCCACCGUGGCCGGCCGCAGCGCCGCCAUUCCCGGCGUCGAGUCCAUGGUCGGCCCUGCCAUUGCCACCGUCCCGCUCCGCGUCCGGAUCGCCAACCGCGCCGCCACGACAGUCGCGCAGUUCUUGGUCGGCAUGCAGGAACAGGCGGUCCGGAUGAUUGAGUUUGAGCAGACGGGCCUGUCGCGCAUCAGCCGUGUCAGCGCCGAGGCCAGGGCCGCGUGUCAGUUCCAGACUUUACUCGUCGUGCAGCCAAUUGAAGAAACGCAAAUCGGCAGCGACUUGUUCCUCCCGGACAGCGAGGAUGAGCAGGGCGGCUUCGUCGGGUCCUUUGACACGUAUGCGGUCAAUGUUGUCUGCGACUUAGAACAAGAUGGUCUGCAGCUGCAGAUUACCUACGAUGAAAACGUCAUUCCGGUGGAAACCAUGGCGCGAAUGACCGCCCAGCUGGAAAAUGUCCUUCGACAGCUCUGCGACGCCGAUAGCCUGCAUAGUACGCUCGCCGACGUCAUGUCCAUUAACACGCUCGAUUUGGACGACAUUUGGAAGUGGAAUGCCACCGUUCCAGAGGCCCUCGACCGCUGCGUGCACGAUUUGAUCAAGGAGACGGUCGAUAGACAACCGCACACCACUGCCAUACACGCAUGGGACGGCCACUUGACCUAUCACGAUCUCGACACGUGGUCCACGCGCCUUGCGCACCGUCUGGUGGACAUGGGACUCCGCGCAGGGUCCAUCGUGCCCAUUUGCUUUGAAAAGUCCAUGUGGACGUCCGUGGCCAAGUUGGCGGUGAUGAAGGCCGGUGGCGCAUCGGCGGCCUUGGAUCCGGCCCAGUCAGAAGAACGGUUGGCUACGAUUGUACGGCAAGUACAGCCACAGAUGGUCCUCGCGUCGUCCGGUUGCCAACAGCUCGCAGAGAGGCUCGUCAAGUCUCCCAGCACAAUCAUCAUUACUGUGGGCGAAGCGCAGCUCAGCCAAAUUGCCAUCCCGGACAAUGCCAGGCUGCCCACCGUGGCACCCGCCGACCCUCUAUUUGUGCUGUUCACGUCUGGCACAACCGGCACCCCCAAGGGUGUCAUUGUCACGCACGUCAAUUUCAGCAGCACGAUCCUGCACCAGCACGCCUACUUUGGCUACGACAAGUCCGCUCGAGUCUACGAUUUCUCCUCGUACGCCUUUGACGCCGCCUGGCUCAAUCUGCUGCUGUCCCUGGUCGGCGGCGCCUGCCUAUGCGUGCCGUCGAGCGACGAGCGCCGCAACGACCUCGCCGGAUCCAUGGAGCGCUUCCAGAUUUCGCACAUUGACAUGACGCCCACAGCCGCCGGCCUGCUGCCGGAGAGCGCCUUGCGUCGGCUGCAUACCAUGACGCUCGGCGGCGAGCAGCUCCGUCCUGUGGACGCGCAGAGGUGGGCGCGCCUCGUCAAGAAUGUGCGCAACAUGUACGGUCCCAGCGAGUGUACUGCAACAGCCACGAUUCUGAGCAUCGAUUCCAAGGCCAUGGUCAAGGACAGCAUUGGUAAAGGUGUCGGCCUCUGCACUUGGAUCGUGGAUGAAACAGCCACCUCGCUAAUGCCCAUUGGUUGUGUUGGCGAGUUGCUGCUGGAGGGCCCGCUGGUUGGCCCUGGGUAUCUGAAUGAACCUGAGAAAACGGCAGCGGCCUUUGUAGAAGAUCCUGGUUGGCUGGCCCGUGGAGGACCCAACCAUGCUGGUCGCCGUGGUCGCUUAUACAAAACCGGCGAUUUGGUCCGCUACCAUCACGAUGGUAGCAUCAUCUACGUCGGCAGGAAGGACACGCAAGUCAAGGUCAACGGCCAGCGCCUCGAGCUCGGUGGCGUGGAACACGUUAUUCAAGAAUACCUCGCCAGCACCGGCGGCAAGACUGGCGUCGUCGUCGAGCUCGUCAAGCCCUUACGGGCACAUAAGUCGGUUCUGGUGGCCUUUUUAGACACUACAGCAUCCCCGGUCCACGAGCUUACCCAAAAGCUGCAGGCCGGCCUAGAAGAGGUCCUGACCCAGUAUCUCCCGACCAACGUCACCAUUACGGCUUUCCUCCCCGUUGCCGGCCUCCCGCAGACGGCCACCGGCAAGCUGGAUCGCAAGAGCCUGUGCGCCACCGUGGAGGCGCUCAGCCUGCAGGAGCUCACAGCCGCCAACAUGUACCAGGUCGAGAAGCGCGCGCCAAGCACGGAUUCCGAGCGCCUGAUGCAGGGGCUCUGGGCGGCGGUGCUGGGGAUCGACGCGGAGAGCAUCGGCGCCGACGACAGCUUCAUGCGCGUGGGUGGCGACUCCAUCAGCGCAAUGCGGCUUGUCGGGGCGGCGCGCCAGCACGGGUACGUUUUGACCGUGGCCGACGUGCUCCUCCACCCGAAGUUGUCGGAUGCUGCGCAGAGGCUGCAGUGCAUCGAGGAUUAUGAGCCCUCCAACGGCGUGCGCAAGGCACCGCUGCAGCUUCUGCCCUCCAAGCUCUCCAGUGCGCGUCUCGAAGCGGUUCUGCAGAAAUGGGGCUCGCGGGACGAAGAGGCGCAAGACGUGCUGCCCGUCACGGACGAGCAGGCGCGCAGUCUCUCCAUGACGUACUCUGCCUCCCGGAGCAUGCUGUUUUACCACGCGCUUGAUUGCUCCGCCGAGAUGGACUUGUUGAGCAUGAUCAAGGCCUGCUCGGUGCUCGUGUCACGGUUUGAUAUUCUUCGCACCGUCUUCAUCGUCGAGGGCGACUCCUAUUUGCAAGUCGUGCUUCGCUCCUUGAGGUUGGAGGUGCCCACGAUUCUGGCAGAGCAGGGGGAAGAUAUUGAAAAGUGCAUGGCAGCCCUGUUGCAACGCGAGUCGUCCAAUGCACUGGCAUUAGGCGUGCCGCUGACCAAGUUCUACAUCAUCUAUUCUGAGAACCAGCAGACGUACCGCGUCGUCCUGCGUCUAUCCCACGCGCAGUUUGAUGCCAUCAGCUUGGGUCAAAUCUGGUCUGCGUUCGAGGACGCCUGCAAGGACGGUGUCAAGGCCAGUUCAGAGCCGGUAUCGAGCUUCUCUGCCCAUAUGGAGUCCAUUUCUAGACUCAACAAGCCGCAGACUGUGACGUAUUGGCGUGAGCUGCUACAGGGCUCCUCCGUCACGAAACUAAACGAGAGCGCCUCCCAUGUCGUCAAGCACGGUGUUGACAUGUCCAUUACCAAAUCCAUUCCGCAAAGCCAGCUUCGAUCCAUGGACUACACCUUUCCCACCGUGCUGGGCGCGGCGUGGGCGUACGUGCUCGCCAAGAGAAUGCAGAUUGACGAUGUCGUGCUCGGAAUUCUGACCCACGGCCGAGACCAAGGGGUCAGCGAGGGCGUCUGCGGGCCUUGCGUCAACGUUGUGCCGCUGCGUAUCUCGCUCAAGGACAGCGGGCGGGUAGAGGAUCUCCUUGCCGCCGCCCACGCGCAGAGGGUCGCCAGCAUUGCCCACAGUCAGCUUGGCUCCCGCGAGAUUGUCCGCAGCUGCACAGACUGGUCGCAAAACAGCUACUUUGGCACCGUGAUUCGCCAUAACAGCUACAGCGACGACGAGGCCCAGGCGAGUCGCAUGCACAUUUUCGAGUCUCUGGGCUCCGGCGCGACGCCCGUUGACAUCGACAAUGUCGAGGUCCACAUCAUUGCCGUGUCGAGCAAUGGCAAGAUUGAUGUCGAGGUCAGCUUCGCGGCGAACGUGGUUCCCGCAGAUGUGGCCCAUCAAUUGGCAGCGGACCUGCAGGAUACUAUUCUGCAGUUUUACAACAGCCUGGACUCGCCUCUGCAGUCACUGCCGGCGCUGCCUCCUUUGAAAUGCUCGCUGCCCGUGCGGGCCAAGCCAGUCCACGUCAAUGGCAUCGAGACCAAGACGGUGCUUGCUGAUCGGUGCCCGGCGGCUAAAAUGGAGGCUCUGCGCGCGGCUUGGAGAAGUGUGCUCGGGGAUGGUGUCAAAUUGGACCUGGAGUCUCCCAAGACGUUUUUCGAUCUGGGAGGUGAUUUGAUCGGUGCUAGUGUCAUCGCGGCACAUGUUGCCCGCGAGGGAUAUUUGAUGACGACCGAGGAUGUCUUUGAGCAUCCAACUUGGCUGUCGCAGCUGGCGUUGCUCGGUAGUCGCGCGCAUUAG